Rhipicephalus sanguineus (brown dog tick) is the source of this 1436-nucleotide messenger RNA. Its product is annotated as sister chromatid cohesion protein DCC1. Gene Ontology annotation, cellular component: chromosome, centromeric region; chromatin; Ctf18 RFC-like complex. Gene Ontology annotation, biological process: maintenance of mitotic sister chromatid cohesion; mitotic sister chromatid cohesion. The record is from RefSeq and is a predicted model, not a curated record. The coding region runs from base 122 to 1306 and encodes 394 amino acids. NCBI's taxonomy places the organism in Eukaryota, Metazoa, Arthropoda, Arachnida, Ixodida, Ixodidae. The transcript is spliced from 12 exons.
GAAGAGCGUGAACAGUCUGGAUACAAUGCUUCCUUGGUUUCGCGCGCUUUUUAUUUGCGUUUAGCAACGUACGUUUCGUCGGGAAGAUUUCACUGUCUUUUCUGCUUGCAUCAUAAAUCCUAUGGCCAUGAUCAGGACUGACGAAGAAGUGCAAGCGUUUUUGGAGCGCGCCAAGCUGGAUCGCAGCGACCUGCAGCCCAUAGCUCAGCCGCUUUGGUUUGCGGAAGAAAACCAGAGCUCACUACGGCUGCUAGAGGUCGAUAAGGAACUGCUGAAGACGAUACGCGAAGGCGAGAGGCUGGUUUUUCGUGGUGAAGAGGACUGCCCUGCUGUCGUGUGCACCGGCGACCGUACCUUCGAAGUCCGCGAGGCUGACAUAUCGAACUCUCUCCUGCUCGUGCCAACGCUCCGGCUCUCGUCUGAGGUGGUGGGAAACGCGCCAGAUUCAACACCUGAAGCUCGUCCCAGUCAGGUUCUACACACAUUCCACAGCUACCUGGAGCUUCGCCAGUGCUUCCCCCGACUGAAAAAGCUGCUGGAACUUCUUCGCCAGACUCCAUACAGAGGAGCCGAACUCGAGCACCAUGUUGAUGAUGACAAAGUCACGCCCAAGUAUACCCUCGGGAACAUCUUGGAAAUAGUGCAAGCAAGCGAAGCCGAGAUCAGGCAGGCCAUUGAGGAGCUGCCUGUGGUUGAAAUCGAUGGUUUUUACAGGCUUCUAGAUGGUGAAUAUUACUACCGAGUACAGAAUUUCAUUGUCAACUACAUAGAGUCAGAGUCCAUGCGACUGGACAAGAUACCUGCCGGUGACGUUGUCGACAAGAUCUCAGAGUUGGAGCCACGAGAGAUUGUUGCAGAAGUGUUUCGGAGAUGCACUACUCCCAAUAGUGAUGACGAGUUUUACACGCUAAACGGCGACGUCAUGUGCAAGGCAACCGCCGAUGUGCUCCUUCGAAGUGUUGAAAAGUUCAAUCUGAGCGAAUUCCUUGAGGUGUGGCAAAACAGUGUUCCAGAAGGCGUACAGACAGAUCUCAAGCAGUUGGAGGGUCUAGCCCUAACAGACCGAACUUCCACACCUCACUGCAUCUAUCUCUUCGACAAGUGGGAUCUGCCAGAUGAUGCAAAUGAACGCUUUGACACCCUCUUCAGGACAAAAGAGAGAUGGACACUUGACGAGAUCAAGCCAUACAUAGAAGAUCUGUGUGUUGGCCUGAAGGGCGACGCAAAUUCACUUCUCAUGAAGCAUGCACGAGCAGCAAUGAGAGAUGGUGUGCGAACCUACACCUCAAAGCGCCCCAUCAGAUAGCAUGCUGCACUUUGGCAUGUGGCUUUUAGGAACAGGAAGAAGCCCCUUCACAGUCCAGUUUUUGAGAUACAGAAGACUUGGAAGUGCGACUGUCAGUGCUAUGGCUGCUAGUUUUUCAGCAAUGUAAAUA